AGGCAGGCGUCCCAGUGCGGCUUGCAUGGCUGCUAAGCGGCUGCAGCCCCAGCCAUGCUCCCUUCCGCCCGGCCCGGCUGGCUUUGCUGUUUGCUGUGCCUUUGCUCGGCCGUUCGCAGUUUACGCAUCCAGCAGUACCUCUAUUUCCAAGUGCUGAGCCCCGGAGACAUCCGCUACAUCUUCACCGCCACGCCGGCCCGAGAUUUUGGGGGGGUGUUUACUACAAGAUACGAGCAGAUCUACUUGGUGCCCGCGGAUCCCCCUGAAGCUUGUGGGGUGUUGAACAAUGGCGUUUUCGUGGAAGGUCAGAUUGCCUUGGUGGAGCGUGGGGGCUGCUCGUUCUUGUCCAAAGCCCGCACCGUCCAAGAGCACGGGGGCCGUGCGGUGAUCAUCGCUGACAACGCCUACGACAAUGACAGUUCUUAUGUGGAGAUGAUCCAAGACAGCACCAGCAGGACGGCGGACAUCCCCGCCCUCUUCCUUCUUGGGAGAGACGGGUACAUGAUUCGGCGUUCCUUGGAGCAGCAUGGACUCCCGUGGGCCGUCAUUUCCAUUCCGGUCAAUGUCACCAGCAUCCCAACUUACGAACUCAUGCAACCUCCGUGGACCUUCUGGUAGCAAUGGAAAGAUCUCGUCUGGACGAACUUGGGACCAAAGGAACCAGUCAAGACUCAACUGUACAGGUCAGCAGCAAGUGGGCUUCCACCUUCCACCGUCUUCCAGUGGCUGCUCUCCAAGCAUCUGGAGCCAUAUUUCUUAUACUUAAUAAGGGGCUGCCCGCCAUCAGUCAAACCAACGGACCACGUUGUCUGACCAACAGAAGCUCUUCAGCUUUUUAGAUCUGUUACUUUAUCUUGGAUCACCGUGUCCUUUACCGUGUCCCAGAGAUCAUGUUUGCAGAGCUUGGAGGCUCCGUCUGGAAUAUCUGAACUCCAGAGGAGAAUAUAUUUGGUGGGAAAGUGGCUGUACCAGCCAGAGGUCUGUUUUGAGGAAGAUCACACUGCCUUGAACCCUGAAAUAGGACAAUACCCAACGAGUCGUUUUAAAGCAAAAGAAGCCAGCCUUUCUUGGUUGCCGUUCAGCCCAAUGCUUGAUAUUGCAGUCCCCAAGUAGGCAAAGCAACCUCAAGAGACGGCUAUAAAGACUGGCAUUCCUGAUCAGCGUUUCGCCCCUUCCAAUGAAUUACGGCACACGCAGCUUUGGGAAAGUGCUGCACGUGUCAUUUCUUUUGUUGGAGAUACUAUCCUAACCCAUCGGAGACCCCAUUCCUUGCAGGUGUCUGUGCAUAUUUGUGCUUUUUUGACAACGGCUUUUGCCCUUUGCUUUUAUUCGUGUAUUUUUAGUGUACACGCUGCAGUCUGCGCCACUAAGGAUAACCCUGUUAAUCACACCUCCUUUCCUCACCAAUAGCAGGCUCCUCCUUUUGAACAAACGCUAGCUGGUGUAUCCCCUUUCCUAGCUGGGCAAUACUGAAAGGGGGGGGCUCGUGCAGGGUGGAUUGAGCUGCUGGAUCCCCCCCUUUACAACAGGCCCCCUCCCCCUCCCUUUAUAAUAUUUAAAUGAAGUUUAUUAAAAGUUUUACUUCUUG
Molecule: messenger RNA, 1588 nt
Organism: Eublepharis macularius
Lineage: Eukaryota; Metazoa; Chordata; Lepidosauria; Squamata; Eublepharidae
Gene: PRADC1
Product: protease associated domain containing 1
Exons: 5
Coding region: 55-618 (187 amino acids)
Source: RefSeq, a predicted model, not a curated record